AUGAGCAAGUAUGGCACCCUGGUUAUGGGCCCGGCCGGUGCGGGCAAGUCGACCUUCUGCACCGCUCUGAUCCAGCACCUCCAAAACACCAAGCGCCCGUGCUUCUACGUCAACCUCGACCCGGCCGCCGAGGAGUUUGCCUUUGAGCCCGACCUCGACAUCAAGGACCUCAUCAGCCUCGAGGAUGUCAUGGACGAGAUGAGCCUCGGCCCCAAUGGCGGCCUCAUCUACUGCUUCGAGUUCCUCAUGGAAAACCUCGACUGGCUCACCGAUCCCCUCGAGGAAGUCACCGACGACUACCUCAUCGUCUUCGACAUGCCCGGCCAGAUCGAGCUCUACACGCACGUCCCUAUCCUGCCGGGCCUGGUCAAACAUCUCAUGUCGGGCUCCCUCAACAUGCGCAUGUGUGCCACCUACCUCCUCGAAGCCACUUUCGUCGUCGACCGUCCCAAGUUCUUCUCUGGCACUCUAUCUGCCAUGAGCGCCAUGAUGAUGCUCGAAAUGCCCCAUAUCAAUAUACUGAGUAAGAUGGAUCUCGUCAAGGGCCAAGUCGCUAAGCGUGACCUGAAGCGCUUUAUCGACGUAGACGCGGAUCUGAUUGACGACGACCCUGCGCGCAAAAAGGCGUCGCCAGAGGAAGAGAGUAAAUACAGAGACCCGGCGUCGACGGAGAGCCUUAUGAGCGGCUCGUCGUUCCAUAGGCUUAACAAGGCGGUUGCAGAGCUCAUUGAUGGCUUCAGUAUGGUCUCCUUCCUCAAACUUGACGUUCAGGACGAGGAUAGCCUAGCCGCCGUAUUAAGCUAUAUUGAUGAUGCUAUACAAUUCCACGAGUCGCAGGAACCAAAAGAGCCGAGGGACAUGGAGCCUGAGGCAGACAUGUAG
This is a messenger RNA of Bipolaris zeicola 26-R-13, 882 nucleotides long. RefSeq lists its product as uncharacterized. The record is from RefSeq and is a predicted model, not a curated record. The coding region runs from base 1 to 882 and encodes 293 amino acids. Lineage: Eukaryota; Fungi; Ascomycota; Dothideomycetes; Pleosporales; Pleosporaceae. Gene Ontology annotation, molecular function: GTPase activity. The transcript is spliced from 2 exons.